UGUUGUCCCCCCAUCAUCAAGUAAUUGGAAGGUUAAGACGGAGAGCAAGCGACUGCUCGGUCUCCAUCCACGACGCGCUCCAUCGCCCACCACAAUUCGCCCCUGCGGUGGCGACUCGCUGUGUUGUUUAGAAGCCGUCCCAUCUUUUGUUAUCCACUGAGCAUCAUCGAUUCCAUCUCGUGAUUCCUCCAUUUUGGUCGCUCGAUUCCUUCCCCAAUGGCUUUGGAUUCAGCCUCCUCCUCUUCUUUUUCGUCUCGUAGGUCCUCGAUUUUACCGGAAUGGUUGUGAUGGUACUGUCGGCGAUGACUAGUAUGUGCGCGAAUGAUGCAGUGGCGCCUCGUUCCCAUGCUUGAUGAACAUUGCCAAGAGCGUCUACCGCUGGAACCUCAUCUCUUUCGGCGGUGCGCGAUUCCGGAAGAGUUCCGCCCGCGGUAGCGUGCCUGCCCAUCACGUGUUCGUUUUUAUUCCUCGGUGGAGUCGACGACGACGGAGCGGUUUCCGGCUGGUUAGAAAUUGUAAGGACAAGGAGCAUCCCAGUAAGAGAUCUUGGUGGCAGAAGUUCUUUUCGGACAACGACGAUGAGAGCUGGUUUAGUUGGAGUGCUGAGGACGUGCUCGGCGUCGACGGGGUAGGUGAUGAGCACGGGGAAGAGGAAGGGAAGGAGGAUGAAAGGUUCGAGGCUUGGAAGAGCAGGGCUGAAGCGAUUGUUGAGCUCCGUGAAGCACAGGAGGAUGCGAGAAAUGAGGAGGGCCGAGCGUGGGAAGAUUGGCUCCGAGGUGAUGGAUUAUCUGGCGAGGGCUCUUCGUCAUGGGAUCAUGAUUGGGGUGGCGAAGCAGCAGAACCACCAGGGGAGGUGAAUGAUGAUCCGGAGGAGAUAAUGCGGGAGAAGGGUCUUGUUAGAGCCAUUAAAGAUGUGAUUGCUGAGAACGAUGAAGGGUUGUUAUUUGAGGAUAGAGUUUUCCGGUAUGCUUCGAUCAGCUCGGCAAAAUUUGUUGCUUUGUUGAUUCUCAUUCCAUGGAUUCUAGACUUUGUGGUUCAUGACUAUGUCCUGAUGCCAUUCUUAGACAGGUAUGUCAAGACUGUACCACUUGCUGCCCAGAUGCUUGACGUUAGGAGACAACAGAAACUUGAGAUGAUAAAUACUUUAAAGCUUGAGAGAGCAAGAUUGCGCUUAGAGGUAGAGAUUGGUAAAUCCCCUUCCCUUUCAGAUGAAGAGGUCUGGUUGGAGAUGCGGUACAAAGCUUUUCCACUAGCUGGGAAAUACUUCUUUUAUAUUGAUAGGAUAGAAUUAAGAGAUGAGCGGAGAUUAGAGAACCGAAGAGCAUUUGCAAACAUUUGGUCAGACUUAGUGUAUGGCAUUACACUGUUUGUUCUUAUCUACUUUAAUAAGAGCAAAGUUGCUUUGCUGAAGGUUACAGGAUACAAGUUACUAAAUAAUAUUUCAGACACUGGGAAGGCAUUCCUUAUUAUUUUAAUCACAGAUAUUUUUUUGGGGUACCAUUCUGAGUCUGGUUGGCAGGUUUUGGUUGAGAUUAUUCUUGAUCAUUAUGGACUUGAUGUUGACGAAGCUGCAAUAACCAUCUUUAUUUGCUCAUUUCCAGUCAUGAUCGAUGCCUGUGUGAAGCUAUGGCUAUUCAAGUUCCUUCCGAGGUUGUCUCCAAAUGUGUAUAAUAUCUUCCGUGAAAUGCAGCGUCAUUAGUGGUGUGCAACCUAAUUCUCACUUAUCGUGAAGGUUGCUUCGGCACAGGAUGGGCUGGAUUGAAAUUUAAAGUUGGGGACUCAAAAGAGGGAUUUCAUUUCUGCUUACUGGAUACUUUUACAAGUUCAUCAAAGCCCUUCUAGGCAUUUCCUCUUGGUAAUAACAUUCACUGCAUCGACAACCUUUUUUUCGACAAAUAGAUCACAAUUUUUUGCCCCACAAUUAACAGUUGGGUCAGAAGUGGAUUGUUUUCCUAUAGUAUAUGUGAACUAAAAUGUACAAGAUUCCCCACUACUUUUGGCCUGAAGUAGAAGUAUUCUCUUGAUCUGACGUA
Messenger RNA from Musa acuminata AAA Group (dessert banana), 2033 nucleotides. RefSeq names its product protein DAY-LENGTH-DEPENDENT DELAYED-GREENING 1, chloroplastic-like. The record is from RefSeq and is a predicted model, not a curated record. NCBI's taxonomy places the organism in Eukaryota, Viridiplantae, Streptophyta, Magnoliopsida, Zingiberales, Musaceae. The coding region runs from base 353 to 1699 and encodes 448 amino acids. The transcript has 9 exons. Gene Ontology annotation, cellular component: membrane.